ACCCCUCCAGUCAACCUUCACAUAAGGACAGUUGUUUUAUAGAAUCUUUACUGUCUUCAGUGGUCUCCCCACAGAGCUUGGAUGAGAUUGGCUGUCUGAGACACUAUCAAGAAAGAGCAUUGCUGCAGAACAAUUUAAAUAAAGAAAUUAAGAAUAAGUUAGAAAAAAUAUUGACCUGGGUUGUGGCUAAAGUAAACUGUGUCCUAUACUCAACUGUAACAGAGUACAACGAGAUAAUUAAAGAUAAAGUAUAUGCAAUAUCUGAAGAGUCAAGACCGUCAUUAUGCAACUCUAGCAGUUGUCGCAUACCUAACGGAGAGAUCCGCAAUAUAUUUGGAAGUCUUCCUUCUUCCAGCACCAGAAAUGUCUUCUUUACAGAUGAGAACAUAAAAUCCACUAGCUCACCAAGUGAUCUCUACACAGUCGUAAGAGGGAAGCCACAGCAGUUCCAAAAACCAUUGUCCACAUCUCUGACAAAGAGCACACCGAUAUCUCUGGAAAAUGACAUUUAUAAGGGGAGAAAAGGAAUGACACCUCAGUAUCAUAAAAGACUGCACACAGAAGUUAUGUCUGGGUUUCCCAAAAGGAAGUUUAAUUCAGACAAGUAUCCUUUUAACCAAACUUACUCUAAACAAAAAUCUGCAAUAAAAGAUGCCAGGCCAAAAAAAUGGAUUUUGGACAAUAUUGAUUCAGACUGCAAACAAGAUCAUCCCAAAAGCGGCAUUUUUAAGAAGUUGUUUGCACAGCAGUCAAUAACAGAAGCUCAUGACAGUGACAGCUUGAUGCUGCUACAGGUGGCCAAGAAAGUUGUAAAGGAUAUUUUUAUGAGAGUAAGAGACCUGGAUCAUUCUGUCAGCAUUUUAAAGAAGGCCCCUAUUGAGAUGAGUGAAAAAUUGUUCUGUAGCCAUUUUAAAAGAACUGAUUAUCUUAAGACUUUUCAUAAAAAUUCUCAGAAAGAAGUGGAAUCAGUUGCUAAAGAGAUUGUAGAAACUGUUUUUGAGAACUUUCUCAAGUGUUUGGAGUCCAGCAUAGCAACUGCCACAGACCAAGAAGAACCUCUCCCAAGAAGAAAAGAGUGGGACUCUGCUAGGGGAAUGAACAGAGUUUUCAAAUCAGAAAGAAAUAAGUGUGCACAAUCAGAAUUACCCAUUUAUGACCCAACACUUUCUUUGGCUUCUAUUGAUAAAAUAGCUAAAGAGACUGUUGAAAAUGUUCUAAUCAUGCUAGAAUCAUUUGUGGCCUUUCAGUUUAAACAUGACUUUAACUGCAAAUUUUCUGAAAUAGUGAAAUUUCCUGUUGAAAAUAUCUCUAGUACACAACAGAUGCCACUCUCUCCCCAGGGAACAACUGAAAUAGAAAUGCCAGGAGCAGGUAAAAGAAUGCCAUCUGGGUUAGAACCAUACCCAAGUACUUCAGAUUUAUCAAGAGUUAGUAGUUGGAUUACAAAGGAAAGCAUACACGAUGCAGUUUUCAAAAUUCAAAGACUCCAUUCAGAAUUAAGCAUGUACGCUAGUAUUGCCGUUUAUGAUGUUCUUGAAAUCAUCCAACAGAAUCUAGAAAGGGAAAUUAAUCAGAGUGAAACAAAUGUGACAAAUGAGAUCAUUAGGACCAUAUUAGAUAGAUGUAGUCAACAGGUGGAUGAAUUUACUUCAGAGCUGAAGUUUGGAAAUCUACAAAUAGAAGAGUCUAGGCGAGUGUUUGCAAGUAAUAAAGGUCCUGGUCAUGGCACUGCAUGGUCUGAAAGAACGAAAAUACCUACCAGAAAAUUGAAAGAAAUUUGCCUAAGCAAAGACUUGCCAUCUUUUAACAUUCCUGGAAUGGUGUUUUACUCAGAAGAGGAGUCAGAAAUCGAAGAGGGUAUUCUAUCCAAUUUCCUCCCCACAGUCCUUCAGUUCUCUGAACAGAACACUCACACCAAAUCAGAGGGGACCCAAAAGUCUCCUUACUACACUGCAGCUUCCAGACUGAGAUCUUCUAGGACAUCAAAUGAAAUAAAAACUAAAGAAAAAGCCUUUGCUUCCAAAAGGCCUCUGCCGCCCAUUGGCAGGCCACUCUCAAGAAAGCCCUGCUCUGCACAGGACACAAAGCCAAGUCCCAAAGGGGAAGUGACAUGGAGGCCCGUCUGUGAAGAGCAUGGGGAGCUCAUGACAAGUGAGCCCUCACGUCGGGCCAAUGAUCUGUCACUUAAGACAUUAAUGGAAGAUCUAGUAAACAGAUUUGUGUCUACAAUCUUAAACUCAGUUUGUAGCACGGGCCCCAAGCAUAGAAGAUUGGCAGAAAGGGAUGCAAGUAAAAUUGCUGACCCACUUAAACAGACCAUAGAAAAAAUAAUGCCCCAAUAUGAAAUGGAUGUUGUAGGAAUUACAGAUGAAGAACAGUAUUCAAGUGAAGAGUAUGAAGAAACAGUUAAUCAAGUGGUCCAUUCUGCUUAUAGUAAUGUCUUGCAAGAAUCAGGAUCUCAGCAAGACAUUUGCGAUGAUGUAACGAGCCCCAGAAAAGUUUUCCCAAAACGAGUACCCAGCAUGAUACUGAGUGAAAUCUCCACUUGCAAUCUAAACUGCACUAUCAAUGAGGAUGAGCCUACAGAAAGCCCCAGUGCUACGAAUCUUCACAAAUUUGUUGAUAGAGCUCUUUCACAAGUCUCCAGCAUUAUACCAAAACAUGAGACAGAAGACUCUCCAGCGCUGAAAACAAAUGAACAAACAAAAGAAAUGCCACCAGAAGUAAAAGAUCUACCAAUUGAAAUAGCCCCUUGUAUUAAGAACAGACCAAUACAAAUAGAUCCAGAAAUUGUAGCAGAGCAUUUAGCAGUUAUUUCCAUAAAAACAGAGCCUCUUGAAACACCAAAUGCUGUGGGCUCCAGGAAAGCUAAAUUAAGUCAAACAGUGCUAAGAAAAGUAACAGAAUCAAAGGAGAGUUUUAUGGAUGCCGGUAUUGGUUAUGAACAAAGGAAAAAGUCACACAGACGGUCCUCUGUGACUACUUUAGGGCGGCUAGAUGUAAGACCAAGGGAACUGGUGUGCAGAAAUUCGUUUCGGAACCUGAAAAAACCUGACAUUAGUGCCGUGGAACUUUUAAAAGAUGUCCAGAACAAGAAUGAACUCCUGGUGCGGCUGGUGACCUUUGAUACAGAGCAUAAGGAAGAUGAUGACCAUGAACUGCAGCAGGAAAGGGAGACUAACAUGUGCGUUAUAAAAGUGGAGUCUUCCUCAUUUUCGGAGAUUGAUCCACUCAGUGCAAGCGGAGAAGAUACCAAUGCUAGUUCGAGCCUGGAAGAGGUAGAACUCACUCAGUUCACUGUUCCCAAGGCAGCCCCAGACCUGUCCUCAACCACAGAUCUGCCAUCUGCUCAGAAGAAGAACAGUUACAUUUUAAGUGGGAACACUGGAGAAACAUCACCUGGCAGAGAGAGACAGAACAGAGGAAUUUGUGACAGCUCACCCCAACCUAAGGAUAUAGAAGUCACAUCUCACACUUUAGAGUCUGCGGGGCCCUGUGGAGACCUUGGAUAUAAGGUUUCCCCAUUGCAGGAAGAUACAGGAGCUGUCAAUGCUUUAGACUCCCCUGUUACUGAACAAGAUGUCUCAGCAUAUGAGAGAGCAUCUCCUGCUCUUUCCCCAGAAAUGUCUCCCAACAAGGUCCCACCAGACUCAGAAAGCCCAUAGGAGAUCUAUGCCAGACACAGAUUGAAUAAAGAGGUUAUCUAACAUUG
Molecule: messenger RNA, 3712 nt
Organism: Alligator mississippiensis (American alligator)
Lineage: Eukaryota; Metazoa; Chordata; Crocodylia; Alligatoridae
Product: fibrous sheath-interacting protein 2
Exons: 8
Coding region: 528-3665 (1045 amino acids)
Source: RefSeq, a predicted model, not a curated record